AUGAGCGCGAAGUCCUCCGCUGAGACACCCGAUGCAUGGGAAGAUGACUGGGAAAGACAAGCCGAUACCUUAGCGUCCGACCCCACCCCGCCUCCACCGGAAAAGAAAGUAUCCUCCAAAGUGACCAAAGCACAGCGCAGGGCGCAGCAAGCGGAAUUUAACCGGCAACUAUGGGCGGAAGCUGAAACUCCGCAAACGUUCCAUUUCCUGGAAUCGCGCUCUGCUGUCCCUCUCAAGCAGGAGUUCAAACCGACAGUGACUCUUUUGAGUCGUAAUCCGCACCCUUCUCGGCAAUCAUCGUCUGUCAACGCCGCAGCCGUUGGUCUUGGACGGCUGGCUUUGAACGGUGAUAAUAAUGACGAUUCGGACGAUGACAAUAAACCACCUGAGCCUACUCCCGAGGAACGUCAAGCCAUUGCGCUGCGUAAUCGGGAAGAGAAGCAACGCAAGUACGAAGAAGUACGUGAGAGAUUGUUCGGGAGCCCCUCCGGCACUACAUCAGGCGCAUCGUCACCGCGCAGCGGGACCCCGCCAAAACACGAGGGUAGAGGGAAAGGAAGAAGCCGUGGUAAUGGAAGAGACAACAACCGAGACAAGAGAGAUUCUUCGGCAGCGCCCGGAAAAUCUAAACAGCUCUACGAUCCCGAUUCUCCUAAGCCAAGUUAUGUACAGAGGAAAGAGAAGCAACCGACCAAUGACCAGCAAUCUCCCCGGCAGCCCAUCCGCAGCCCUCGAGGCCCGGACAGCAGUGGUAGAGGCGGUUUUCGGUUCAACAGAGGCGCUAGAUCGACAUAA
This is a messenger RNA of Aspergillus bombycis, 795 nucleotides long. RefSeq lists its product as uncharacterized. Bases 1 to 795 code for a protein of 264 amino acids. The transcript is spliced from 3 exons. NCBI's taxonomy places the organism in Eukaryota, Fungi, Ascomycota, Eurotiomycetes, Eurotiales, Aspergillaceae. The record is from RefSeq and is a predicted model, not a curated record.